Molecule: messenger RNA, 5680 nt
Organism: Polyodon spathula (Mississippi paddlefish)
Lineage: Eukaryota; Metazoa; Chordata; Actinopteri; Acipenseriformes; Polyodontidae
Product: probable G-protein coupled receptor 153
Exons: 6
Coding region: 593-2581 (662 amino acids)
Biological process (GO): G protein-coupled receptor signaling pathway
Cellular component (GO): membrane
Molecular function (GO): G protein-coupled receptor activity
Source: RefSeq, a predicted model, not a curated record
UUUUGUAUGUCUUUAAAAAAAUAUAUAUAUAUAUAUAUAUUAGUAUUGAUUCAAUUUCAUUGAGCUGCCUGUUCCAGUUGCAUGCCCGUAUACAAUGCUAUUUAUUUUAAGCUUGGUGCGACCGAGGAGCAAGGGAUGCGUCGUUAAAGGCUAUAAAGGAUGAACUUUAGAUUUCUAAAUGGGAAAUCAAGCUGCGACUAGUGUCACCCAUCCGAGACUGGCAGCUCUUUCCAUGCAGGUCCCAGUCUGUACCUUCACCUAGCGAUCUGGAAUGUAGGGGCUGCUGCUGACGAUCGGUGCAUGCAAACAGGAGCCGGCGUUUUUAAAAUAAAAAAAAAUAUAUAAUUUUUUUUUUGUGGAGAUUUUGGAUAUUCUGCCGUCGAGGAAGCUUUUUGAAGAGGAUGGCUCCUCCUCUGCGUAUCGGGGCUGGCAGAGGCAUUCUUCGCAGCUCCAGGAUCACUAUGUCAGCAGCCCCCUCCGCCUGGCCCCUGCAGAAGGAUCCCGCUGCCCAGUAGGAUGCUGGCUCUCGUCUGGUCUCACCUGCCUGUACACCUCAUCAUCCUCUCAUCCGUCUGUGCCUCCACGCUCCAACAUGAAUGAUGAGGAGAUCCUUAACAACAACGCUGUGGCCUGGCUGGUCUGCUCAGGUAUCUCCAUCCUGGCCAACACCUGGGGGAUACUGAGCGUCAGCGCCAAGCAGAAGAAAUGGAAGCCCCUGGAGUUCCUCAUCUGCACCUUGGCCGGCACGCACAUCCUUAACAUGGUCAUCCCCAUCACCAUGUACUCCGUGAUCCAGCUGCGCCGGCAGCACUCGGACUACCAGUGGAAUGAGGGGCUCUGUAAGGUCUUUGUCUCCACCUUUUACACCCUGACUCUGGUUACCUGCUUUUCCGUCACCUCCCUGUCCUACCACCGCAUGUGGAUGGUCCGAUGGCCGGUCAACUACAGGUAUGGGUUAAGCAACUCGAAGAAACAAGCCGUCCACACGGUCAUGGGGAUCUGGAUGGUGUCCUUCAUUCUCUCCACGCUGCCAGCGGUGGGUUGGCACGACACUACGGAGCGCUUCUACUCGCGGGACUGCCGCUUCAUCGUCACGGAGAUCGGCCUGGGCUUCGGGGUGUGCUUCCUGCUCCUGAUCAGCGGGAGUGUGGUCAUGGGGGUGAUCUGCAUUGGCAUCGCCCUCUUCCAAACGUUUUUCAUCCACGCGGGACACAACGCCGAUAAGAACAAGUUCAACGUGCCCACCAUAGUGGUGGAGGAUGCGCAGGGCAAGCGGAGGUCCUCCAUCGACGGCUCGGAGCCCCUAAAGACUUCUCUCCAAAUCACCUACUUGAUCAGCGGCAUCGUAUUCAUCUACGAUUUUCUAACUGGAUUCCCCAUACUGGUGGUGAGCUUCGCCAGUCUCAAGUAUGACCGUUCGUACAGCUGGAUGGUGCUGUGUGUUCUCUGGUGUUCCAUUGCCCAGUCUAUCCUGCUGCCCAUGUUCCUGUGGGCCUGUGAUCGCUACAGAGCGGACGUGAAGAUGGUCUGGGAGAAGUGCGUGGCCAUUAUGUCCAACGACGAAGUCGAGGAAGAAAACAGCCAGGAUGGAGGAAUUCAUCCGGACUUAAUAUAUGACAGACCGUAUGACUAUAGCUGCACCUCUGAAAUCAUGACGGUAGACCGCAUGGCCAAGUAUGAAUUCUCAACAAUAGAAAGGGGGGUCGUCUCCCAGGCUUUCCCAAUGAGGGAACUGCAGGAAGAUAAAAUGCAGUAUCUGCAGGUCCCCCCUACAAGAAGAUUCUCCCACGACGAGACCGACAGCAUGUGGACGGCAGUGCAGGUCCCAUCCUACCUCCAUCGUUGGGGCUCCACGGAGGACAUGAUCGGGGUCCCGCACUACAGCGCUCCACGGCACGAGAGUCGGAGAGGCAGCCUGGUCUCCUACCACGAGGAGAGCCUGCUGUACCACAAGCGGAGGAAAUCCGAGGAGAGCAUCUCGUCUCUGAAGCAGCUGCCCCGGGAGGAGGAGGAGGAGGAGGGUGCUAACUGCUUCAGCCGGGAUGAAGUGAUCAACUUCAUCGAUGAGACUCCCCUGCCCAGCCCCAAGCACACACCCCGCCGCGCCUCCGCCAUCUCCCUGAUCCCCGACAUCUACGAGCAGCAGAUCAUCCUGUACCCCCACUUCCCCAUCACUGACUUCGAGAGGGAGCCCCAAGUCUUACGGAGACUCUCGGAGCACGGUAAGGGCUGUCCGCUGGCCAGGGGGGCAGCGGAACCCCACCAGCACUCUGGGAACGCUGUUACCUGCGAUGGCAGAGGCGGGCGACAACGCUUCGGGGCUUUUGGGAGUGCCAAGGACAGCCGUGGCUCUCGGGAACCAGGGAGUGGCCUCCAUUCGGAGCUGCCACUGCUCAGCCACGCCCACCGGACAGGCGACCGUUCCUCCAGGAGGUUUAGGACAGGCCUGGAGGGCAGUAACAGCCAGGAAAAACUGACUAAAAUGGAGAGAAAAGGAAGCACAAACAGUUUUUUAAGCUCUCCCUCUGCUUCCUCAGGAUAUGUAACGUUUCACUCCGAUUCCAUUGGGUCAGCAUCUUAAGGAACAAAGGAUUUUUUAUUGGAUUGUGUUGGCUUGUUCCUCAGCCUGUGGAUUGUAGCCUUUUCUGUUUUGCGUCAUGGGAUCAGUUUAUCAAAAUGGAGCUUUUUAGAAAAGCACUAAAGAAGAAACACAUAUGAUUUUGUGAAUGAUAUCGAAUAACACAAGAGGCAGUUUUUGGAAACAGGGUGUAAUGUUUAUGCUCAGCUGUUUAUGUGUUUAUCCCCUCCAGCUCAGAUAGCUGAGGCCUCUAGCCCUAUGGCAUCAUCCAGCGCAUAUUCUUCUACGUUCCUGCUUUUGAAAUCUGUUGGAAGACAGCAAGCAAUAGUGCAGUGGUCUAUGUGAUCUGAGCAAAGCUACUUGCUGUACAUAGAAAGCAAAUUCAGUGCAGCCAAACAGAAAUCGAUUUGAAAAGGUCAAAGCCACAUUCCUCUAGAUUUUUAUCCCUUUCUUAGAGUCUUAAAAUAAUACCCAUGUAAAUAUCUCUCUCUCUUUUUUUUUUAGAAGAUUCUACCCAAGAGUCUUUUGUUCACAAUAAUGUCGCAGUAUUUGUCAGAUUAACCUAUUGGUUCACUGCUGUGAGAGAUCUUGAGAAGAGUCCCAUUGCCUAAGUGAAGCACAGCACCACAGCUAAAUCCCUUUAGUUUUAAUACAGCUAAGCAUUGCAUCAGUUACCCCCGGUGAGAGAGAGUAGCAACCCAUGUCACAUUGUGUUUGAUGACUUGGCUUGCCACUGAUGAAGGGACGUUACAUUUGGACGGGAACAGAGAUGCAAAAGCUGUGCUCGUUUCAUAAUAAAGAUCCCUGCUCAAUGCACAGUUCCAGAUUGAAAAGCCACAGUCUUUGGUAGUUCAAAUGAAAGGUGUUCUGAAAUAGCUUGCAGCUUUACCUACUGCUGGCUGCCCUGAAAAGGGACUCCUUGGUGUUUUACUUGCAGCUGACUUUGGGAUGGUUUUCACUCCUCUUCUGAUCAUGAUGGGUUUGAAGUUGUCAUUGUGUUUCCGGGUGUCUGGUUGAGGUUACUUUCUGUAGUUUGCUUCCUGGUGUAGCGGUGCAGUGUGGGGUGAUGCACCACAGUUAGGGAUUCAGUCUGUGGGAUGAGGUUCGAAGAUUCAAGUCUCUUUUGCAUAGUGGUUAAGGAGCCUCCACCCUGUUAGCACAAGGUCCUGUCUUGUAUGGACUAGUUCUAUGUCCACAGAGUACCAGCACAGGACAUGGGGAGUGUGACUUCAAACCUCCUGAGAGAAGAGUGAACACAGUACCAAAGCGGGUCCCUAAUCAUGCAAAAACAUAGUUGCUAUUAUAUGAGAAGCUAAUUGAACUUAAUAAACCAGCUAGAGACUUUGAAAUAUUUCAAACAAUUUCUACAUGCAAAUCUCCUUGUUGUGCGGCACUGACUCCAUUCCACAGUUUGCAUUCACCUUACUACAAUAAUGGAGGUGGCAUCACCCCAGCGAAUCCAGGUCAAGCUAAUUACUUGAUUCAGGUUGGCAUUUAGGCUCAAGUAAUUAGCACUCAUGGGGUUACACUGCAUCAUGUAAAUGAACCAUCUCUCACAUACGGCUUCAUAUAAAGAACUGAUUACCAGUCUUUGCAAGGGUCACAGGUGGAAACAGUAAGUAGCUCUGCUGUGAUUAUAAGGCUCUGACUUUUGCUGCAGAAAGUGAAUUAAACUAGGUAGUAAAAGAGGGAGGCCAUGUUAGCUGGGAUAAAACGUUUUUAAAAAUGAUUUCAUGUAAUAGAUGAUGAAUAGUGGAGCAGUAUUGGUUUGGAUUAAAAUGUCAUUGGUUGAUUCCAGUAUGGCUCUACAUUUCACUUGAGCCAUUAACUCUUUUUUGUCCCUCAGUAGUGUCCUGACACCUUACUCCACAUGGCCAUUGUUAGGACAGCCAAACCCACAAUAUCCAUCUUGUUAUAAAAUGCUGAUUUUCUGAUAGAUCUGCUUCUGUGGGUCAUUCUGUUUCAGGACCGACAGACAGGACAGCUCGUCUAUUUAGAAAAUCUGCAUGUUUUACGACCUGGAAGCUGAUCAAGCGGGGAAUUUCUGCAAGGUGAUUACCCAGGGAAUUCCUGGAAUUAAUCAUUGGAUCAUUGGAAUCUUCCUGCUCUUAUGUAACACCAACCCUAAAAGAAAUUUGUUUCCAAAGUUGACCCCCACGUCUAGAGCCAGCAUUGGAAUGCUGCUGCUCCUCAGUCUAUUGCCCAUGGCAAACCAUCUUUAUACUGCAUAUUGCGUUUGCUGUUCCUUAACCCAACUCCCUGUGUUUAUGGGCAUGUUUUCAAUUGAGAAUUGGGUUACAGUGAAACUGCUUUUAAUUGUUGCGACUCAUAAGCUCAAUAUUUUGAAGACAUAUAUUUUUUUAACUUGCUGCAAACGUUUUCUUUUUUUCUUUUCUUACUUUUUUUUUUAAUUGUAAAGGAAACACUGAAGUGUUUCUGUGAUGUUCUGGUUGUGCUUCGGUUGCUUAAUAUUUCCUGUGGGAAUUUUCUGUUUGUAAACGUGAUAGAAAUGAUAUGAAGGUUUGAAAUUAAACACACGCAAAAAGAAAAAGACUAUUUUGAGUAACAUACAGACUGUUUUUUCUAUUAUUAUUUUAAAUUGAAGACUAGCAAAGGUGCAAUGAUUUUUUUUUGUUUAACUGUAUAGGCCCUGUUGUGUUUUACAUCAAAAUGAUGAAAUGGCAGUACUUUUAGAGUGAGUGUGUUUUGGUGCCAAAAGAACGUUUAUUUAUUAAUUUUUUUACAGUAUUACGCCAACAAAACUUUAAAAUAGCCCAUUCUUGAACGGUACAUAGUCGACUUUCUGUUUAAUGCACAAUAAUGUUUGCUGUUUUUGUUGGUCACAGUUUUGUUUCAAUGAUAAUUUUGUUGCAAAAGAAAAAAAAAAUGUUUUGAAGAAAAGCAAAAGAGCCCCUGUUUCAAUUGUUCUGUGUGUAUUUUACGUUCGUAGCAUCUUGAUGUCAAUCUCUUCUUGGUGGUGUUUCUAUUCCUAGCGGUGAUGGGCAUCUCUUGGUCCAUUUGCGUUUGUCUUAAAUUGAUAAUAUUUAAAGGGUUUUUCUCACAACUUUAUUGGUGGUUUACAUUUUUUUAAGAACCUUUAAG